GAGAAUCGGCCCCCCAGACAAAAUGUGACCCCUCCCGACACCUUUGAGGAUGCAGGUGAGCUGGCUGGCAGUGGCACCUACGUUAGGUUUGAUGUCCCUCAACCUGAAAUCAAAAGGAGUUGGCCCAGCUUCAGAGACAUGAUGCUCCACCGCUACGUCGUCUCCCGCGUGAUCUGGACCUACAUGGCGUCCAUCGCCGUGACUUACUUCAUCACCCUGUGCCUCUUUCCUGGGCUGGAAUCGGAGAUCCGGAACUGCACGCUGGGCGAAUGGCUCCCCAUCCUCAUCAUGGCCGUCUUCAACCUGUCCGAUUUCGUGGGCAAGAUUCUGGCUGCGCUGCCUUACGACUGGAGGGGAGUCCACCUCCUCCUCUGCUCCUGCCUGCGAGUGGUCUUCAUCCCUCUGUUUAUCCUGUGCGUCUACCCCAACGGGAGCCCCACGUUUAGCCACCCGGCCUGGCCCUGCGUCUUCUCCCUCCUGAUGGGCAUCACCAAUGGCUACUUCGGCAGCGUCCCCAUGAUCCUGGCAGCCGGGAAAGUGAACCCGGAGCAGCGGGAAUUGGCAGGUUAG
Molecule: messenger RNA, 570 nt
Organism: Protobothrops mucrosquamatus (brown spotted pit viper)
Lineage: Eukaryota; Metazoa; Chordata; Lepidosauria; Squamata; Viperidae
Product: equilibrative nucleoside transporter 4-like
Exons: 3
Biological process (GO): nucleoside transmembrane transport
Cellular component (GO): plasma membrane
Molecular function (GO): nucleoside transmembrane transporter activity; monoamine transmembrane transporter activity
Source: RefSeq, a predicted model, not a curated record